Messenger RNA from Fonsecaea pedrosoi CBS 271.37, 1497 nucleotides. RefSeq lists its product as uncharacterized. NCBI's taxonomy places the organism in Eukaryota, Fungi, Ascomycota, Eurotiomycetes, Chaetothyriales, Herpotrichiellaceae. The record is from RefSeq and is a predicted model, not a curated record. The transcript is spliced from 2 exons. Bases 1 to 1497 code for a protein of 498 amino acids.
AUGUUGGCGAGCUAUAACGAUUUGCGUGCUCUGGCUCGGAAUGAGACCACUUCAACCCCAAUAAGCCCGUUGCUUCCAAGCCCUAUUGUGGGAACGCUUCAGAAUGGACAACAGUAUUUCAGAUUGCACGACCCAUGCGAGCGCCAGACCACACCCAUCCCAGACGAAGAUUCAUUGGACAGCCUCCGUAUACUGUCGUAUUACUGCGAUGAUCGGGACGGCGAUGAGCAAGACCAAGGAAGCCAACCCUCUGAGCAUGGCACACUUGAGGACGACAAUCUAAGCACGGCCUCUGAAUCCAUGCCAGGAACUCCGCGUGACGACGACUAUCGAGACACCCUUUGUUCGGACGAAUCUGGGUGGCUAGCCAAUACCACAUCGCAUGAAGAGAGAAUGCGGCGAUUCAAGGCUCGCUACUAUCAAGUCGUGCAACGUCCUUGCACGUCUAUUUGCACAGACGACAACGAGGAUGGAGUGAUGAUUGCCACCGUUCUCGUUGGACCAGGCAAGCCAAGAUUAAUCCAUAUCCAACGUCCGCCGUCUAGCCAGUCGAGAUCUGAGUCGCCUGGCGAUAGCACUGGUGCUCCAUCUACACCAAAGCAAGCGCAUGUUGAGAUCUCUGCCUUCAGCCCGUAUGACACUCCUUGUGAUGUGACUCAAUUCAAGUCACACGUUUCAAACAGCGUCUGUCCUCCGGUCUCUGGAGCCUCGCCUCCCUUGACCGAGCCUUUCCCACAGCUUAUGGCAUUGACACUGCGAAGUGGGACAAGCGUAACGGAGCCACGCGGUACCGACGACAUCGACACCGGCAUCAAGAUAUCGACAGAUCCCUUCAGAAGAUCUCCUCGGAGGAUGCAGAGCGAUCGAUUGUCUCCAACGCUAGAGAAGAGAUGGGCGAUUUGGAACACACUAGAAAUGGACGCGCAGUCUAUUUCAAGAUUGUCACCUUCUGUCAAGAGCGCGAAAUGGUCACGAUGCCGAAAGCUGGAAAGGGCGCUCAACGCUGUCACCGUCGCUAUUGACGAAUUCCCUGAUGGCAUGCUCUGUCUCGAGUCGUCUGUUGUCAUGGAGCUGCGGAAUCCACAAAUCUCAAACACAGUCUAUCUCGAGGCUCUUGGCAGAAUAUUUCCUUCUGCGUCCUUAUUGCUCAUUUCGGCAAUCACGGCCUGGGUGAUCGUGGACCUCCACUUCUCCCGACUGAAAGGCCAGGUCGUCCCCAUGGAGCGGUAUUGGGCCCAGGCCGCAGCGUCUAAUGAAAGCUUGCAUCGAAUCCCCGACAAGGCACGAGAAAUGCUGGGGAUUGGUCUUCCUGAUGAAUCGUCGAUUAAGCUUAACGAGUACGCGCUAAGAAAGAGAGCGAUAGCCAUGCAGGCAAGCAUUGGCAUUAUCGGACAAAGGUUGAUCGAAGGUUUGAGAGGGUCGUGGGAUGAAGACAUAUGGCGAUCUCUCAAAGUAUUGGUGGAGGUAAUCGAGGCGAGUCCGCCUCGCUGGCCAUGA